This is a messenger RNA of Tauraco erythrolophus (red-crested turaco), 2288 nucleotides long. The record is from RefSeq and is a predicted model, not a curated record. Lineage: Eukaryota; Metazoa; Chordata; Aves; Musophagiformes; Musophagidae.
AUGGCGGUUGAAACACAACUGAAGAUGAGACUGGAAGAACAGGUAGAAGAAGUAGCAGCAAUGUGUCUCAUAAGAGAGAUUGAAAACAUAGAUGCAUGCCUGAGUUUCUUGGCUGCCAAGGGGAUUAACAUACAGGGGCUGUCAGCAGAAGAAAUCAGGAAUGGGAAUCUAAAGGCCAUCUUGGGCCUUUUCUUCAGUUUAUCCCGAUACAAGCAACAGCAACAGCAGCCACAGAAACAGCAACUGCACCACCAUCCAUCCCAGCAACCUCCCCCAGUAUCCCAGCAAGUAGGGUCUCCAUCCCAGUGCCAGGUCGGGGUACCACAGCAGCCGGUGCCAGCUUCGCUCCAGACUCCGUGCCAACAGCCCCUGCAAGCUGCGCAGCAUCAGUUCAAAGCACAACCAGAAAUGCAGUCAAGACUUCCAGGCCCCACCACGAGGGUGUCCGCUGCGGGCAGUGAGGCCAAAGCUCGUGGUUCUCUUAGUGCCAACAAUCGACGCAGCCAGAGCUUUAACAAUUACGACAAAUCCAAGCCUGGACUUCCCCCUCCAGCACCAACAAGUAGCAAUGACAAAGAGCCUGCAGACAGUACAGCCUCCCAGCCCACAGGAAUGAAUGAAAAUGUCUCAUCCUCAGUUCAAAGCUGCAGUGGUACUGUUAGUUGCAAUAACUCAUCAGCCAUCCCUCAGCCCAGCUCUGCUAUUAAACCUUGGCGCAGCAAGUCCCUUAGCGCUAAGCACACAGCUACGUCUUCCAUGUUAUCCGUAAAGCAGCCCGUAUCAGAGCCUCCGAAGCCACUGUCGGAAAUCGCAAAAACAACUCCCAACGGUCAAAAAUCCAUGCUUGAAAAAUUAAAACUCUUCAAUAGCAAAGGAGGCUCCAAAGCAGGAGGGACAACGCUCGAGUGCCCAGGGUCUCGGGACAACAGUUGCGAAAAGCUAGAGACACUGCUCAGCUUUGAGGAGAGCGAAGAAAUUGAUGCCACAAAUCAGAAUGUGAACAAUCCGGGAUCGAUGUCCAGCAGUCCCAAAAUUGCACUCAAGGGAAUCGCACAAAGGACUUUUAGCCGGGCGCUAACUAACAAGAAAAGUUCUCCAAAGGGUAAUGAGAAGGAUAAAGAGAAACAGAAAGAGAAAGAAAAGGAUAAAAGUAAAGACAUUGCAAAGAGAACAUCUAUCACGGAAAAGCCGGAGGUGAAAGAGGAACCAAAAGAAGAACAGACAGCACUAGCAACAACAGAGAUGCCAAAAAAGUCCUCCAAGAUUGCAAGCUUUAUCCCUAAAGGAGGAAAGCUGAAUAGUGCCAAGAAGGAGGCCUCUGCCCCUUCACAGAGUGGAAUACCAAAACCAGGAAUGAAAAACACCACAGGGAAAUCCUCAAGUGCCCCCGUUUCCACAAAGGAAGGUGAGAGAAGCCGCAGCGGGAAAGCCAGCUCGGGGCUCUCUCAUCAGAAGUCUCAACUGGACAGCAGGCAUUCCAGCUCCUCAUCCAGUCUAGCCUCUUCAGAAGGAAAAGGCAUAGGCGGCCUCAACAGCAGCAGCAGCAGCCAAGCUGUCAACGGACCCACCGCAACGACACACACCACCGGGAGCAACACUGUGAGUGUUCAGCUACCUCAUCCCCAGCAGCAAUACAGCCACCCGAACACUGCCACGGUAGCUCCCUUCAUGUACAGAUCGCAGACGGACAACGAAGGGAACGUAACGGCCGAGGCCAGCACAGGAGGGGUCAACAUGGAUUCUGCUCUUUAUGUCAAAAGUGGACAGGCUGCUCUCGAAGACCUCUCAGGAGAGGAUCCAGAAACUCGGCGGUUACGAACUGUGAAAAACAUUGCUGAUCUUCGACAGAACUUAGAGGAAACGAUGUCCAGUUUACGGGGAACUCAAGUCACUCAUAGCACAUUGGAAACUACAUUUGACACCAAUGUCACUACCGAGAUCAGCGGCCGCAGCAUCCUCAGCUUGACGGGACGACCGACCCCCUUAUCGUGGAGACUGGGGCAGUCCAGCCCCCGCCUGCAGGCAGGCGACGCUCCGUCAAUGGGAAACGGGUAUCCUCCGCGAGGGAACGCCAGCCGCUUCAUCAACACGGAGUCGGGACGUUACAUGUAUUCGGCGCCUUUGCGGAGGCAACUAGCAUCCCGUGGUAGCAGCGUCUGCCACGUGGACAUCUCAGACAAGGGAAGUGAUGAAAUCGACCUAGAAGGCAUCACCAUGGAUGCCACUGGCUAUAUGAGCGAUGGGGAUGUGUUGGGCAAGAAUAUCAGAACUGAUGACAUCACAAGUGG